Messenger RNA from Closterium sp. NIES-67, 2864 nucleotides. NCBI's taxonomy places the organism in Eukaryota, Viridiplantae, Streptophyta, Zygnematophyceae, Desmidiales, Closteriaceae. The record is from the annotation of a GenBank genome assembly.
AUCCACAAAAAGAGCUUUCGUGUGGACACUAUUGCACUAACUCGUGAGGGUGGUUGUGUGUUCAUCGUCCACCUUUGUCUAAGUCGACCUGAACUCCGGUCCCGUCCCACGCGUAGUACCUUCGCCUUCUUACAGCUUGCUAUUGUUCUUCUACAUGGACCUGAACUUAGACCCACCGCCUGAAGAUGUAAACCUUCCGAGUCCCGAGCCGGGAGCAACAACGUGGCGUGCUACUGCAAGGGAUAGUACAGCGUCUUCUUCGCGAGUCGGAGAACUCCAUGAUUCCGAAACCGCUGCAUUUCGUGACCGGGUUACCAACAACGGCGAUGCGCCAUCGUCGCAUUAUCAUCAUGGCGACGAUGACGAGGAAGAACGGGUCGCGCAGCGAAAGCAUAUUGAAUACGUGGUCUCUCCCUCAUUGUACCGCCGAGAUGACGCACGCUCAGUCCCAGGCAGAUCUCCGCCGUUCGAUCAGGGGAGGCAUGCCGACACCGUCAGAACCGCUCGACUCUUCUCUGAAAAAGACUCCGCGGGUUUGGACGACGCCCGGGCGCGCGCGGGCGAGAUGAUGGUUUCCGCGCGAGCACGGGCGGACGAUCCAAGUUGGAGCAGCGGGUUCGCCGACCGGCCGUUGCGAGUCGCAACGCCGCCGGGGACGACGCGAUCGCGGUCCGGGUGCGGUUUGUUCGACGUGCUGCCGGACAACCUUUGCGCGAAGAUCGCGUCGUUCGUCGUGCACGCCAAGAGCCUCGUCGCCCUCCGAAGCACGUGCUCGUACCUCCGGCGCGUGGUGCAUGUGGGCGGGGCGCUAGUCUUCCUGGCGGAGGACUUCCCCCAGCGCGAGGCGGCGGAGAGGGGGAUCACGCAGGCGCUGCUGCAGGCGUCCGCCGCCGUCACCUCGCUCUAUGUCGAAGCGCCGCCCGCCUCCGACCCCUUCCAGGAGCUGGCAGUGAUGGCGUGGUGCAUGGCGUGCCGUGAGACCCUAGAGGAGCUGACCCUAGUGGACGGCUCAGCGGACGCACGGCUAAGGCGCCGCCAGGCCCUCGCUGCUUCCAUGGAUUCGGCUUCUGCCUCUGCUGCUGCCGCCCUUGCGGCUUCGGCUUCCGCCCCCUCUGUUCCUGCUGCUGCAGCAGCUGCUGCAGCUAGUAACGGUGCUGUGUAUGGCAGAGCUCUUGGCCCAAGCAGUAGUGUGACUACUGCUGGCACUGCUGCUGCUGCUGCUGGAGCGGGGUCGAGUGAAAGAGGGAGCCAUCAUGCCUUGGACAACAGCGGGAGCAUUGGUGGAGUGAGCAGCGGCAGCAAUGGCAACGGCAAUGGCAAUGUCAAUUGCAGUGGCAUUGCCGCUGGUGGUAGCAGAAACGCGGCUGCUGCUCUCAUUGGUAAUACUGCCAGCGCUAGAUUCACACCGUUUUACCCCAACGCCAGCUCCAACACCAAUGCAGACGAGGAAGAGGGCGAGGAGCCGGAGGAGGAGCCGCAGGAGUGGAAGCUGGAGCACGCGUCGCGCUGCCACAAGCUGCGCCAGUUGUACCUCGAGAACGCCGUCUUUGACUGCGUGUCGUCGCUGCACUUCGCCUCACUCCGACACCUUACCCUGGCCAAGGUGGUGGUGGGCGGGGACAUGCUGUGCGACCUGCUGGCCUGCUGCCCGCGCCUGGAGGAGCUCGUCCUGCUGCUGUGCUCGGGGAUCGGCCCGCUGGAUCUCAUGCACGCACCGUGUGCCGCACUGAAACGAUUCGAGGUCCGGCUGAGCAACCGGGCUGCAAGGAAGGACGCCUGCCUGGAGCUGCUGCGACUCAACGCGCCGAACCUGGAGGACCUCGAGUUGGAGGUCGACUGGGCGCCUGAGGGCCGUCUGGAGCACGAGCUGUGGGGCGACAUCCGCAUCGAGUUGGGCGAUCUCCGGCGCAUGUCGCUGGAGCUGGCGGCCGGCUUCAAGUUCCACGCCAACCCCGGCGCGUUCAGCCGCCUCACUGUGCUCACGCUUACAGGCGACGACUGGAGCUGGGGCACGGUGCGGGCCAUUCUGGACCUCUGUGCUCUCUCCCUGGAGGAGCUCUCCCUCACGUGCUUCAUCGACCAGCUCUCCAUCCCAUCCAUCGACACAGCCACGGUCUUCUUCUCGUCGCUGCCCUCGCUGCGCUUUGUGCUGCUCUGCCCCUUCAUCUUCUACAUCAUGCUCGCCACCCUGGGGGACACCACUGUCAUCCGGGCGCCCAGCUUGGAAGAAUUCCACCUGGAGUACCACGACCACGCCAUGGCGGUCAUUCCCUUCCUCGCAGCUUUGCUCCGAGGCAGUCCGCGCCUGCGCUGCAUCCAGCCCAUGUUGACGGUGCCCCAGGAGCCGGGCACCGACCUGUUGGGCGACAAGGACUUCCGCCGGGCCAUCGCUCAGUUGCAGGCCGAGUUUCCGCGCGUCUCGUUCCCCUCCAUCUGGCAGCUGACGUGACCGCGCUGCGCUGCGCUCACCCCUAGGCCCACUGAUAGAGGCUUUUCAGGGUACCCUGCGCUGCAUCCAUCCACCCCAGGAGUGUGUGCAUCCAUCCAGCCCAAAAGUGUGAUUGAUUGUGUGUGCAGGCUUUCUAUUUGAGUGAGACUCCAGUAAUUGACUGCGUCCGAGCACACCCUGACACGAGUACACCAAGAAACAGGUGCUGGCCCUGGUGGUGGGAAGUGGAAACUCAAGGACAAGUUUGAGAUUAUAAAGAAGAUAGACAUUGGUGAUAUAUAUGUUUUUUCUUAUAGAUUGAUUCUUCUGUAACACGGAGCAUGUUAUUUGCGUCCUGGUAAAUAUUCAGUGAGAAGGUGCUUUGUGUCAUGUGCUGCAAGGUGUUAUGCAAAACGAGUAAAACUUGUACUCAUAA